AAAAUGAAAAUGAAAAUGAAAGCAUUUCUAAUGAUGAAGCUACUACUACCACUACUAACAUCAUCUCUAAGUUUUCUUUAUCUUAUGAUAAAAAUUUAGAAAAUAAAGAUUCUUCAAGUAGUAGAAAUUAUAAUAAAAUUAAAAAAG
Messenger RNA from Funneliformis geosporum, 147 nucleotides. The record is from the annotation of a GenBank genome assembly. NCBI's taxonomy places the organism in Eukaryota, Fungi, Glomeromycota, Glomeromycetes, Glomerales, Glomeraceae.